AAUGCACCGUAACCGAGUGAGUAAAUCGCGCUUGCGCCGUAUGCUCUCUCUCUUUGGACCUCCGUCUCCACUGAAACGAUGGCCAAGCGCACCAAGAAGGUGGGGAUCGUUGGUAAAUAUGGUACGCGUUAUGGCGCGUCGCUGAGGAAGAUGGUGAAGAAAAUUGAAAUCUCCCAGCAUUCAAAAUACACCUGCUCUUUCUGUGGCAAGACCAAGAUGAAGAGGAGGGCUGUUGGUAUCUGGCAUUGUGGGUCCUGCAGGAAGACUGUAGCUGGAGGUGCCUGGACAUACAACACAACUUCCGCUGUCACAGUAAAGUCCGCGAUCAGGAGACUGAAGGAGUUAAAGGACCAGUAAACCACUGCUAUGAUCAUUGGUAGUUUUGUUUAAUUUAACUGAGCUGGACAUGACCAACGUUCAAAAAUAAAGCGAUCUGGAGUGGG
Solea senegalensis (Senegalese sole) is the source of this 443-nucleotide messenger RNA. It is a transcript of the gene rpl37a, whose product is annotated as ribosomal protein L37a. Lineage: Eukaryota; Metazoa; Chordata; Actinopteri; Pleuronectiformes; Soleidae. The transcript has 4 exons. Gene Ontology annotation, molecular function: structural constituent of ribosome. Gene Ontology annotation, cellular component: ribosome. The record is from RefSeq and is a predicted model, not a curated record. Gene Ontology annotation, biological process: translation. Bases 79 to 357 code for a protein of 92 amino acids.